CGAUGUGGUGCUCAUAUUUAUGCAUCUGUGCGUGUCGUCGUGCAAGUAUCGGUACUUUCCGCCGUACCGGUACCUUGCAGCACGAACUGUGUUAACCUAAUUCUUGAGAUCGGCGCGAGGGGUUGAAAGCGCAUUAUUAGCGAACCGGUGGGACGUUGAAACCAGUAUUCACGGAGACGAUUGGUCACACGGCUACCCCCACCACGUUGAGCGAUCGGCUGACUCAACUGACCGGCACAUAUCGUCAUACGGAUCGCAACGGGGUCACGUGAUCAAAUUUAUAGAGGUUUUUUAAAAUCGAACGCGGUAUAUAAGACUCCCGAGUCGUCGGAACAGACAUAAGCUCGCUUACUUCCGAGAAGUAACAAGCAAUCCGCAACCGAUCAACAUGUUCAAGCUGGCUGUCUUCGCUGCCAUCCUGGCUGUCGCCUUCGCCGCUCCCGGAGGCCUCACCGGUGUUUCCAUCGAGCACCCAGCCAUCGGCCCGAUCGUCGCCCCGGCGCAUGUCGUUGCUGCCCCAGCGCUCUCCUAUGGCGCCCAUGUGAUUGCCCAGCCCAUUGCUCCCGUUGUUCACAGCCCCGCUGUCGUCACCAAGACCUACCUGGCUGGCCAUGGUCUCGCUUUGCACGGUUAGACUAGGAGAGCCAGCGUAAACUCACCACCACCACCGAGUCACGACGACACAGCCCCGGAAAAAAAAACUCACACACAUCCCCUAUUUCCUCGUAAAUCGUCCUCGUAAUGCGAAGGAAAGACCGUAGUUCGAAGAAAGGAAAAACAUUGCACGCCCCCGUUUCACCGCCGAUUUGGAUUCCUCACUUCAUCGCUUCGCAUCCGUUCUUCAUGCGCGAAUUAUCAGGCCCAUGACCAAGCGCGGGGGAGCGGACUCAAAAACAACGUGCGCGCGGACCAAUCGGAAGCAGCGCUCCGUGCAGAAUCGGCUACAAUCUUUCUCUACAUUCGUCUUUUCUUUGUAAUUUCUCGACAAAGUUUUCGGACUUUCGUCUCUCGAUCAUCCAUCAUCCUGAACCCUUCCCUCGUUCAUAUGGAAUUUUAAUAAAAUUUUAAUUACAAAUC
Ooceraea biroi (clonal raider ant) is the source of this 1077-nucleotide messenger RNA. RefSeq lists its product as uncharacterized. The record is from RefSeq and is a predicted model, not a curated record. Lineage: Eukaryota; Metazoa; Arthropoda; Insecta; Hymenoptera; Formicidae.